CCACAGGCCUUUGACGGAGGGUUAGCCCAGAUCAGUGGAGUCAUGCGUCACACAGCUCUAUCAUGCUGGCAGCUGUUCCUGGGUCUGGCUGUGCUGCUUGUCUUCACAAGCCCCACUGUGGGCUGCCCAGCCCGCUGUGAAUGCUCAGCGCAGAACAAGUCUGUCAGCUGUCACCGGAGACGUCUGAUGUCCAUUCCAGAAGGCAUUCCCAUCGAGACAAAAAUCUUGGACCUCAGCAAGAACCGACUGAAAAGCGUUAACCCUGAGGAAUUCACAUCUUACCCGUUGCUGGAGGAGAUUGACCUCAGCGACAAUAUUGUCUCUAAUGUUGAGCCUGGAGCUUUUAACAAUCUCUUCAACUUGCGCUCCUUGAGGCUGAAAGGAAACCGUCUGAAGCUGGUCCCCCUUGGGGUGUUCACUGGGUUGUCAAACUUAACAAAGCUUGAUAUAAGUGAAAACAAGAUUGUCAUUUUGCUGGACUACAUGUUUCAAGAUCUGCAUAACCUAAAAUCCCUGGAGGUUGGGGACAAUGAUUUGGUGUACAUAUCACACAGGGCCUUCAGUGGGCUGCUUAGCCUGGAGCAGCUCACCCUGGAGAGAUGCAACCUCACAGCCGUACCAACAGAAGCUCUUUCUCACCUCCACAACCUCAUCAGUCUGCAUUUGAAACAGCUCAAUAUUAAUGCUUUGCCGGCGUACGCCUUUAAAAGACUGUUUCGCCUGAAGGACCUGCAGAUAGAGGCCUGGCCCCUCCUGGACAUGCUGCCUGCCAACAGCUUGUACGGUCUCAACCUGACUUCUCUCUCCAUCACAAACACCAACCUGUCUGCAGUACCUUACUCUGCUUUUAAGCAUCUGGUUUACCUGACACAUCUCAACCUCUCUUACAACCCUAUCAGCACCAUCGAGGCAGGCAUGCUGUCAGACUUAGUGCGCCUGCAGGAGCUCCACCUUGUGGGGGCACAGCUGCGCACCAUUGAACCACAUGCUUUCCAAGGGCUCCGAUUCUUACGCGUGCUUAACGUGUCCCAAAACCUGUUAGAAACCCUAGAAGAGAAUGUAUUCCAUUCCUCCAAAAGCCUUGAGGUCCUCUGCAUUAACAACAACCCGCUGGCCUGCGACUGCCGCCUUCUUUGGAUUUUGCAGCGGCAGCCCACCUUGCAAUUUGGCGGUGAGCCACCAAUGUGUGCUGGCCCUGACAGUGUCAGAGAGAGGUCAUUCAGAGACUUUCAUAGCACAGCACUCUCCUUUUACUUCACCUGUAAGAAGCCCAAGAUACAAGACAAGAAGUUGCAGUACCUGGUAGUGGAGGAAGGACAGACCGUGCAGCUGAUGUGCAAUGCUGACGGGGACCCACAGCCUACCAUCUCCUGGGUUACCCCACGCCGGAGGCUGAUCACAACUAAAUCAAAUGGUAGAGCCACUGUGCUGGGGGAUGGCACUCUGGAGAUCAGAUUUGCUCAAGACCAGGACACUGGGAUCUAUGUCUGUAUUGCAAGUAAUGCAGCCGGAAAUGACACCUACUCAGCCUCCCUGACAGUAAAGGGGUUUACUUCAGACCGUUUCCUUUAUGCCAACAGGACCCCUAUGUAUAUGACAGACUCCAACGACACAAGUUCUAAUGGAACUAAUGCAAACAGCUACUCUCUGGACCUUAAGACAAUAUUGGUGUCCACAGCUAUGGGCUGUUUCACAUUCCUUGGAGUGGUUUUGUUUUGUUUCCUUCUUCUUUUUGUGUGGAGCCGAGGGAAAGGCAAACACAAAACCAGCAUUGACCUUGAAUAUGUCCCUCGCAAAAACAAUGGUGCUGUGGUUGAAGGGGAGGUUUCUGGACCACGAAGGUUCAAUAUGAAAAUGAUUUGAUGGUAUUCUGCUAGCAGUGCUUUUUCUGUGGCAUUAAAACCAAUUAAAACAGCCUGGCAUGUGGAAUUGCUAGGCAGAAGCAGCUUAAUGCAGCUGUCAGUGUAUCAAAAGGUUAUAUGAAAAUAGAAAGACUAUUUGUGGUUAUACAACAGAGCCUCCAGACCUUGAGGCAGAUGUGUCAGGGCCUUUCAUAGAACUGGGAAAUUGUACUAACUGUUUGCAUUGCAAAUAUUGGCAUUCUGGGGAUAUCAGCAAUGAACCACUGGCUCAUGCUCAUGGACAAUUGUUCAACAUUUUCUACUGCUACAAAAGGAAAAAGAAAAAAACCUACAGUGUAGGAUUUACAUACUUAAAGAAAAAGACACAUUUGUCUAAACCACACUCUACAGUGAAAUUUGUAUCCAUAUAUCUCAUUUGGUAAAACUUUGCAUCUCCCUUCUAGCUGGUUCAAAACAACAAAAAAAUUGGUAGCUUUUUUUUUUUUUUUUAAUCUACAUCUAUACUGUGUACAUUUUGAAGCAAUACAAAUGAGAGGUUGUGCUUUUAGAUAUCCACCAAUACUGACCCAAGUGUGAUGUCACCCAUCUUUUAACUACCAUCCAACCUAAAUUAGAUCCUUGUAGUUACCAAUUAGAAAUAAUAUAAGAUAUUUUUCUCCUCACGUAGAAGGCCAGAGCUGAAUAGUUGAGAGCAAAACCACUCAACUCUGUCGGUCUACUCUUCAUAUAAAUAUAAGGCAUGUGCCUAGUUUUGAUACAGAAUGGAAUAUUUUUUAUAUCUGUGAUAUCACACUGGACCAGUUUACUGUAAUACAGCCCUGAUUCUCACACAGGGAAGGCAACCCACUAGUUAAUGCUGGCAUGGAGGAGUUGAGUUCUACCUUGAAGAGAGAGAAUCAGUUUCUUGAUUUUAAUUUCAAAGCUAUUGUUAAAAUAUUAAUGUGUGCUGGGCCAAAUAAAGAGCAUAAGACAUUCUGCAGACUCCUUGGGAAAUAUGGUCAUCUUACUCUUUAUACAGGUUAAUUUAAACAUACAAACACUCUGUUACUAGGAAUGAACUCUUCUCCAAUGCCAAGUAAACUACAGUUGUUCAUGCAUAAUAUGGGGAUUUAUAAUACUAAAAUAAUGUUGAAAACAUGGUAGCCUCAAAAAGGCUAACAUACUGCCAGAUAUAAUGAACCUCUAGCCACUGUCAUUCUCAUCUUGUAUAUUUGUAGAUAACACAAAGACGCAAAGCUAAUUUCCAAGAACAAAUUACUUAGCUAUUCUUGAUGCCGUUUUAAUAACAAUGUGGUUAUGUUUCUUUCAGGGGCAGUAUCUUAGAACAAGAGGGGAGAGUUUUUUCAGAUUUUAGGAAUCUUUUUUAAUGGAGAGAAGACAGAAGUGGAAUAUUAGUUCAGUACAAGUAACCUUUUCUUUGUUCGUUUUAUGUUUCCAAAGAAAUCCUCAAAAGACUAAGAAGUUAAAUUUUAUUCUUCAUCAUUAAUACCAUGAUUUUUAUUUUCACAUCCUCAGCAAUUGCAAGAUGCAAAGUUGUUCAGCCAUCUCUCAAGUUUUCCACCAGUUAUGAGCCAUAGGUUUGUCAUACAUGGUUGAUAGCAAAUAACAUUUCUAAAUGAUUGGCAUAACCUGGAGUAAGGAUGACAAUGACUAUAUAUAUAUAUGUUUAACCAAGAUAAAUAUGAAAAUAUUAUAAGACAGAACAUUCAGAUUAAUGUGAUUUAUGAGCCUGUGUUCAAUCUUAGUAUUAGAUUUCGGUGUUUUCAAACCAAAGUUAGGCUGACCUAUAAUAGGAUGCAGGUGCUUCUAAAAUUAAUAUCCGCAGAGAUUUAAAAAGCAGGAUAAAAAAUCUCCCACUUCUAUCAAGGGAAAUGUGCCAAAAUUUGUAAAAUCCAGCUGUGCUCCUCAGAUGUACCCAUGACUUAGCUGCAGGACAAAAGGCUAGGCAGUUCCGAGAAUCUCUUUUUUUAUUGGUUGAUCAUUGGUUGCAUUGUUGCUUUAUUUUAGGUUGCCAGACUGAGGAGGUUGCAAGGGUUCUUAGAAUUUUCUUCACUUAACUUGGCUUUAAGUUUAGAGUUGGGUUUUCUUGCUUCCUUUGGUUUGUUUUUUUUUGCUCUGAACUAGAUAGUUGGAGAUUUAUGGACAUGCUUGAUAAGAAUACUCUUUGUUCUAUGAUAUUUGUAGAACAUUGAUACAAUGGAAUACCCCCUGACUAAAUUCUAACACCAGGGAAAUUAUUUUUUGUUGAUGUAAUAACCACUGCACUGAAGUCCAAAACUCUACUGUACCUUAAUGUGGGCAGUUAAAGAAACAAAUGGGGAUAAAACAAAAUGUUUCUGAACUGUCCCUUGAAGACAUUUGCAUGUGCCUUUCCCUUGUAAUUGUCAUUUUUUUCAACUAGUAAUCUAUUGCCCCUGCAGUCAUUUCAUGUUAAAUGUUAAAAUCGUGUUAGAAGCAAAAAUUCACCUAAGUUCUAGACAUUUGCAGCUGAUUUCUUCAUACUAAAAGACACAACAAAAAAAGAAAAUUCAAAAAACACCACCCUAGAAAACAUGUACUUUUAGGAUUAAUUAUGAGUUGCUGUAUUCCCCUAUUCCCUUAGAAAGACUCUAAGAAGUGAUUGCAGUUAGUGCACUGCAAGGGUUUGUGAGCAGAAAUGUGCUUAGUUAUCUAUGUGAAAUGUGUGCUGGUGAUGGAAAUCACCGCUUGCUGUUGCUGAGCACCACCUUGCAGAGCUGUCAGCAUUCUGUGUAUCGCCUUGAGUUCAGUCAGUAUUCGGUUUUUCAGAAUCAGUGUUUGUUCCCUGCCUCUAGCAAUGUUCUACUUUUUGCAGCCUACUUAUUUCAGCAUGGACUUAACAAGGCAUAUGGCACCUCUUACAGAAGUGAGGACAGCAAGACUCAGAGACACUUUUUGUCUUGCUCCACAUAGUCUCCUUAUUUGUGGGACACAUACUAACUAUGGCUCUUUUGAGUGAAUAAGGAAUACAGUGUCAAAGUCAGACCUAGACAAGCACCUUUUUGGCAAUUCUUUCAAGAACAGUGGCUGAAUGCUUACCCUGCCU
Cyanistes caeruleus (blue tit) is the source of this 4926-nucleotide messenger RNA. The record is from RefSeq and is a predicted model, not a curated record. Lineage: Eukaryota; Metazoa; Chordata; Aves; Passeriformes; Paridae.